CGAAAAAAAAAAAAAAACCCUCAACAUCUCCGUGCUCUCUCUUUCCUCGCCGUAGAAGUCUGAACUGAACCCUAAAGCCAUCUCCGCUUCUUCUUUCCGCAAAAUCUCAGACCUCUUAGGUUUGUCCAGAUUUGGCUGAUUUCGCGACAUGACGAGGGUUUAUGUCGGGAAUUUGGAUCCACGGAUCACAGAAAGGGAACUCGAAGAUGAAUUCAGGCUCUUUGGUGUCCUUCGCAAUGUUUGGGUAGCUCGUAGGCCUCCAGGCUACGCAUUCCUCGAGUUCGACGACGAGAGGGAUGCUUCUGAUGCGAUCAGGGCAUUGGAUAGAAAGAAUGGGUGGCGUGUGGAGCUUUCUCACAAAGAUAAAGGAGGUCGUGGAGCUGGUGGUGGUCGUCGUGGUGGGAUUGAGGACUCCAAGUGCUAUGAUUGUGGUGAACUUGGACAUUUUGCUAGGGAGUGUCGUCGUGGUCGAGGAGGCUCUGGUAGGCGUAGAAGUCCUAGUCCUCGUCGUCCUGAUUAUGGGUAUGCACGUAGGAGUAUAAGCCCGCGUGGAAGAAGAUCUCCACCAAGGCGUCGCAAUGUUACUCCACCUCGCCGUGGGAGGAGCUACAGCAGAUCCCCUCCUUAUCGUGGUACACGCCGAGACUCACCCUAUGGUCGACGCUCACCAUAUGCCAAUGGGGUGUGAAACUGGACCCUGAAGAGAAAGAAGCUAUAUACAUUCAGCUAAUGCCAUAUCUGCUAUGUGUGGCGUGCCCUUUAGGAUAGAUCUAUAUAUAUCUGCAAUGCUACUAGACUAUUAGUUCUUCUAGGAUUGGUUGUUGAGCAUGGACAUGUCAUGGUGUGUUCGUGUUUUAUUAGACGAUUGGAUUUGGUGAAUUCUCUCCUUCAAGCUGUUUUCCAACAGCAGUCUUGACUUAUUCUCUUUAACACGCACCAGCGUUGAAGGCCUUGCUGUCUUCACUCAGCGUGCUUGAACCCCUACACUUGAGGUCGUUUUCAUAUCCAUGAAUGUUUUUUAUUUGUCUUAGUUGAAUGCACUUUCCGUAUCAUAUAAUGUGUGACAUCACAUAUCUAAAAGGCUCAACUGUUUUCACUCUUUCCUUUGUGAGGUAUGAUGAUACUUGGAUCUAUUGGCAGCUGCGUUGCAUCUUACUCUCCCCACAACUUAGCUUUGUCAUGACUCAUGAAUCUGCAUCAUCAACUCGACCAUCAUCAACUAGAUUUGCUUGUUACAUUGGGUGACAUUUGAUUGCUCUAUUCUUUACUCACCACUCUUACCCAAAUCUGCAACCAAGCUUCUAAUGAGAAAGACGAAGCUGUUUCUUCACCCCGCCCCUUCCCCUUCCUCGCUCUCAGCUGCUCUAUCCCCUACUCGGCUUCUCUGCUCACUUUCUUUUUAUCGUAUUAGUUUUCUGUCAUCUUUGUCAAACAUCUGUUGGUGGAUCGCACACUUGCAGUUAACCAUUUUGUGGAUGCUCUUUGUAUUGCUUGUGAAAAGGUGUUAGCUUAGUCUUUUGUGAUCA
Molecule: messenger RNA, 1526 nt
Organism: Camelina sativa (false flax)
Lineage: Eukaryota; Viridiplantae; Streptophyta; Magnoliopsida; Brassicales; Brassicaceae
Product: serine/arginine-rich splicing factor RSZ21
Molecular function (GO): RNA binding; zinc ion binding
Source: RefSeq, a predicted model, not a curated record